AUGGCGCGCACAGUUCAAAUAGUGUUUGUAGCUCUGUUUUUCGCGCUACGAGGCAGCACGCCUGCGCGUUUUCCCGAUAUACUGCCAUCCUAUGGGUGGUGGUCGACCGGACUUAACUCAGACGAGACGCCAGAUGAAUCAAGUAAAGAUGUGCAAGUUGUUUAUUUACCCGCAUUGGUUCCACGUGAAGCACAGUCGACUGAGUUCUCGCCGAAAAGUGACGUCCCACUGCCCUACAGUUUUGAUGCCUUCGGCAGAAAUUUCGACUUACAACUUUUACCAAAUAGGAGGCUUGUAUCGCCUCAAUUUCGAGUUUGGUCGGAAGAUGGACCGGAUGAACCGCUAUCCAGCGUGGACUCCUCCUGUCACUUCUUGCACUCUGGUCCAGGAGCUGUCGCCGCUUUUUCGGCUUGUAAAGACCACACUCUUCAUGGUCUAAUUAUGACUGAAAAUUCAACGUAUGAGGUUCGCCCACUUCCUUCUGGACGCGCUAAAUCAAGUGGCGGUAGACGGGAACGUAUGGCGCAUGUUAUUCGACGAGCUCCUCCACCACCGUCCCCUCUAGACGACGCCAGACCGCUGCGUCAUACCGCCCGAAGACCACGAUACCGUCCAAACAAACCCGCACCGUCAUCGUAUACUAUUGAAAUAGCUCUGUUUCUGGAUGAGGCGGCGUACAAGCUCUUCUAUCCUCAUCUCAAUUACAAUGAAGCGGACUUGCGAGAUAUGCUACUCGCUUAUAUCAAUGGCGUGCAAGCAUUGUACCACCACUCUUCGCUCGGAACUAGUGUACAACUGUCGCUCGUGCGACUGACUCUAUUGCGCACGCAGCCGUCCUCCCUGACCGCGCACGCCGAGCGCGGACGCUUGCUCGACUCCUUCUGUGACUACCAGCGCUCCCUUAAUGUUGAUGACGACGACGAUCCUCAACAUUGGGAUAUGGCUUUGUUACUUUCUGGGCUGGACUUCUACUCAGAAGAAGGUGGGCACCGGAACGGCGUGACGAUGGGCCUGGCGCCCGUGGGCGGCGUGUGCCUGCCCGCGCACGCGUGCGUCGUGUCGGAGUUCGGCGCCGCGGACGCGCUCGGCCGCCCCUACCCCUCCGCCGGCUUCACCUCCGUCUACAUCCUCGCACACGAGAUCGGUCACAAUUUGGGCAUGCACCACGACGGUACGGGCAACUCAUGCGCUCGCGACGGCUACAUUAUGUCGCCUUCGCGCGGAACCAACGGCGAGGCGACGUGGUCGCACUGUAGCGCUCGAGUCGUCGCUGAUCUACAAUGGGCUACAUGUCUUUUUGACGGAGGAGAUGAAUUGGAUGUGCCGCAGGAACUUCAACAUGAAAGAUUCGGAGACGCUCCGGGAGUUAUGUGGGGAGCCAAGAAACAGUGCGAGGUGCUGCUCCGCGACAAGGACGCGGCGGCGGCGGAGGCGGGCGCGGGCGCGGGCGGCGCGGGCUCGCUGUGCGCGCAGCUCGCGUGUCGCUCCCCGCACCGAGCCGGCUACUACUACGCGGGCCCGGCCCUGCCCGGCACGGCCUGUGGACCUGGAAAGUGGUGCCAAGGUGGGGAAUGCGUAGCUGCGGACCCCGUGGUCGUGUCGAGCGUGGCUCCGCCGCGCGGGGGGGCGGGCGACACGUGGGGCGAGUGGCGCGCGGGCGCGUGCCGCUCGGGCUGCACGCUGCGCGGCCGCGGCGCUCGCGAGCGGCGCCGCUCGUGUCCGGACAAUGCCGUCUGCGAGGGCUCCUCGUAUGAUGUAGCGCUUUGCGAUGAUUCUAAGGUUUGCGGCAAGAAGAAGCGCGUGAGUGCGAGCGAGCUGGCGGCGCGCAAGUGCGGCGAGUACGCGGCGCGCCUUGCCGACCUCGACCCGCGCGGCGGCGGGCUGCAGGCGCCGCACGAUCCCACUCGGAUGUGGAUGGGCUGCGCAAUAUUCUGUCGGCGUGCGGAGGGUGGAGGGUUCUACGCACCGCGGGUGGAGCUCAACGAUGCGGGCCUGGAUCCUUACUUUCCUGAUGGCACGUGGUGUCAUCACGAUGGUUCUCAUAAUUACUAUUGCUUACAGCACCACUGUUUACCGGAGAAUUUCAAGAUGACUACCCAAUUUCAUAUCUGGGAGUUGCCGAGUGAAGACAUUAGUGGUGCGUUCAACGCAAGAGCGCGGGCGGCACCCGAAGACGCAGCGUCGGCUGCUCUCCGGGCCUACUUGUCUCUGGAUAAAGCUGGUACACCAUUGGCCCGAGCUGUGCUACCACCACAUAUUCCCGAAGAACCUGAAACCGACUGGGAAGUUCUCGACUACGUGGAAAUACCCGCAAGAAACAAAACCAACUAAAAUUGUAUUCAGUUAAUUGUAUUUUGAUGAAAAAAUGUUUCUUGCCAAAUUUAUUUUUAAGUAAAUUAAAUUUAAUAAAUAUAAAUUAAUAUAUAAGAAUAAAAAAAGUUACCUUAAGUGGGUUAUAGCAACAAAACGAUAAAAUGUAAGUAUCCAUAAAAUAUAAAGUUAUGUAUAUUUUUAUGCCUGAAGAUUGUUGAAACUAAAAUCAUUGCAUUUAUUAGAAUAGUUCGCUAGAUAUUUAAGUAUAUAGGAAUACUUUAUAUUCAAAUUAGA
This is a messenger RNA of Vanessa atalanta (red admiral), 2607 nucleotides long. Its product is annotated as A disintegrin and metalloproteinase with thrombospondin motifs adt-2-like. The coding region runs from base 1 to 2331 and encodes 776 amino acids. The record is from RefSeq and is a predicted model, not a curated record. Gene Ontology annotation, biological process: proteolysis. Gene Ontology annotation, molecular function: metalloendopeptidase activity. NCBI's taxonomy places the organism in Eukaryota, Metazoa, Arthropoda, Insecta, Lepidoptera, Nymphalidae. The transcript has 13 exons.